UCCCUCCCUCCCGCUGCUGGAAGAUGGCGGCGAUCAGGAGCCUGCGCUCUGUUUGCCGGGCGGCUAAAGCUACUUCCCUCUGGAUCUCCGGCCAGCGAUUUGCACCAGACGUCGUUAACGGAAAGUGGCGGCAGCUCGCUGCGGCAGGGCUGGUGCCAGCUCGAGGCCUGAGGGAAAUUGUAAGGGUCCAGGAUGGACAGACCAUAAUGAUUGAAGGAAAGAAAGUCGAGAAUUCUCCAGUGGCAUCUGAGCCUCCAAACCCUUCAGGACAGUGUCCAAUCUGCAGAUGGAACCUGAAGCAUAAAUAUAACUAUACAGAUGUGCUGCUGCUCAAUCAGUUCAUCCGUUCAGAUGGAGGGCUGUUACCACGUCGAAUCACAGGACUCUGUUUCGAAGAGCAUAAAAAGAUUGAAGUCUGUGUGAAGAUGGCUCACCGAGCAGGCUUGCUGCCAGACCACAAACCUGCCCUGCCAGAAGGUCAUGUUCCAAAAAAACAGAAGCCCCACUUAAACAGAUACCUCACAAGAUGGUCAGUUGAUUCGGUGAAGCCCAUCUGGAAGAAAGGCCUCAAGUGGUGCAAGGUUCGCAUGCCUGUGGGAGAUCCAAUACUGAAGAAUAAUAUUGUCUAUGGGAAAAAACCCUGUUAUAUCAAACACUGAUAAUGACUCUGGUGUGGGCUGAUUGACUGACUGAAGUUCCAAAAUACUUCUACACAUUUUACAAACAACCAACUCAUUUGCAGCACAUGGAGGUGUUUUUGAAUAACAUUUAUUAAAAUAUAGAGAAAUUUCAUGAAUUGCCAGUAAUGUUUAAGUGUAAGUACAGCAAAUGUAAUUUGAAGUAAAUCAAUUAAAAUGAGA
Messenger RNA from Carcharodon carcharias (great white shark), 860 nucleotides. RefSeq names its product mitochondrial ribosomal protein S18A (gene mrps18a). The transcript is spliced from 6 exons. Bases 24 to 659 code for a protein of 211 amino acids. Lineage: Eukaryota; Metazoa; Chordata; Chondrichthyes; Lamniformes; Lamnidae. Gene Ontology annotation, cellular component: mitochondrial small ribosomal subunit; ribosome. Gene Ontology annotation, biological process: mitochondrial translation. Gene Ontology annotation, molecular function: small ribosomal subunit rRNA binding; structural constituent of ribosome. The record is from RefSeq and is a predicted model, not a curated record.